This is a messenger RNA of Magallana angulata, 6462 nucleotides long. RefSeq lists its product as uncharacterized. Bases 279 to 4781 code for a protein of 1500 amino acids. Gene Ontology annotation, biological process: Notch signaling pathway; negative regulation of angiogenesis; G protein-coupled receptor signaling pathway. The record is from RefSeq and is a predicted model, not a curated record. Gene Ontology annotation, cellular component: membrane. NCBI's taxonomy places the organism in Eukaryota, Metazoa, Mollusca, Bivalvia, Ostreida, Ostreidae. The transcript has 43 exons. Gene Ontology annotation, molecular function: Notch binding; calcium ion binding; G protein-coupled receptor activity.
UGGAUGUACACAGUGAAGUGAUAGUCUGUGCGUAUAUAUUCGUUAUAUUUUUUUCCAAGGAAUGUUUUUGCCUAACAAAUGGAUGUAGUGGCAAUGGAGAAUGGUCAGUUUAUGACCGCCAGUGCUACAGUUGUAUAGCAAAUGCAGUUUCCUGGCAAUCUGCCAGAUCAUCGUGUCAGCAAUCAGGGGCGGAUCUUGUUACUAUCAACAAUGCAGGGACACAGUCCUUUUUAGAAAAAAUUUGCCCCAACACAAGACAUUGGAUUGGACUGAACGAUAUGUCAAGUGAAAACGAUUUUGUCUGGGUUAAAGAUUCAACGCCAGUGUCCUACUCAAAUUGGAACACCGGCGAGCCAAAUAAUGCCGGAGGAGAUGAAGACUGUGUGCAUAUUUUGGAGAAUAUAUAUGAGUGGAAUGAUUUAAACUGUGCAUCGACAAACCCUUACAUCUGUCAGAAGCCUCAGGAUAUCGACUAUUGUGCAGAAAUACCAUGUCAGAACAAUGGAACUUGUAUAGAUCUGCUUAAUGAUUACAAUUGUAUUUGCAUGGACGGGUUUAAUGGAGCUAACUGUACAAAUAAUAUUGAUGACUGCCUACCCGAUCCUUGUAAAAACAACGGAACAUGUACAGACCUGGUCAAUGAUUACCAAUGCGGUUGUGUGGCAGGAUUCAAUGGAAGGACUUGUGAAAACAAUAUUAAUGAUUGCCUACCAAAUCAUUGUCUUAACAAUGGAACUUGUACAGACCUGGUCAACGACUACCACUGUGAUUGUGUGGCAGGGUUCAAUGGAACAAAUUGUGAAAACAAUAUCGAUGAGUGUGCAGUACAACCUUGUCAGAAUAAUGGAACUUGUAUAGACCUGAUCAAUGAUUACCAGUGUAUCUGUAUAGAUGGGUUCGAUGGUAAAAAAUGUACAAAUAAUAUUGAUGAGUGCCUACCAGAUCCUUGUCACAACAAUGGAACAUGUAUUGAUCUUGUCAACGACUACCACUGUCAUUGUGUGACAGGAUUCAAUGGAACAAAUUGUGAAAACAAUAUAGAUGACUGCAUGCCAAAUCCUUGUCAAAACAACGGAACCUGUACAGACCUGGUCAACGACUACCGCUGCGAUUGUGUGGCAGGUUUCAACGGGACAAACUGUGAAAAUAAUAUCGAUGAGUGUGCAGUACUACCUUGUCAGAACAAUGGAACUUGUAUAGACCUGAUCAAUGAUUACCAGUGUAUCUGUAUAGAUGGGUUCAAUUGGAAAAAUUGUACAAAUAAUAUAGAUGACUGCAUGUCCGAUCCUUGUCAAAACAACGCAACCUGUUCAGACCUAGUCAACGACUACCACUGUGAUUGUGUGGCAGGAUUCAACGGGACAAACUGUGAAAACAAUAUCGAUGAGUGUGCAGAACAACCUUGUCAGAACAAUGGAACUUGUAUAGACCUGAUCAAUGAUUACCAAUGUAUUUGUAUAGAUGGGUUCAAUGGGAAAAAUUGUAAAAACAAUAUUGACGACUGUCUACCAGAUCCUUGUGAAAACAAGGGCACUUGCACAGAUCUUGUCAAUGACUACCAAUGUAAUUGCAUGCCGGGAUUCAAUGGGACAAAUUGUGAAAACAAUAUUGAUGACUGCCUACCCAAUCCUUGUAAAAACAAUGGAUCUUGUACAGACCUGGUCAACGACUACCAAUGUGAUUGCGUUUCUGGUUACAAUGGAAUAAAUUGUGAACACAACAUCGAUGAGUGUGAAGUUCAACCAUGCCAGAACAAUGGAACUUGUAUAGAUCUAAUUAAUAAUUACCAAUGUUACUGUACGGAUGGAUAUAAUGGAACGAACUGUACAACUGAUAUUGAUGAGUGUGCAACUCAGCCAUGUCAGAACAAUGGAUCUUGUCUAGAUAUUGUCAAUGGUUAUCGGUGUUUUUGUACCAAUGGGUUUACUGGGAAGAACUGUGCAAAUGAUACAUAUAUUCUACAAGUACUUAACUUUGAAAGCAGCAGCCACGUAUUACAUGAAGGAAAAUCUGUCUGGUUUAAAUUAGAAUUAAGAAGUAAAACGAUGUAUGAGGUCCAAUGGUUUCAUACUGGAUACUUGAUUGCUAAUCCAUCAAGAAGAUACAAAGUGACGUCACUUGAAACAGAAAAUAACACAUCAAUACAUAUAUUGCACAUUGCAAACGUUUUACAGCGAGAUAUGGGAACAUGGAAAAUCACAGUGUCAAAUACUGUGACAAAUUCAUCAAGGAAUUUGACUCUUAAAGUUAUUCCUAAAUUGAUGCUUAAAAUGAACCCAGAAUACGACUUCUCAAUAUUGAGGGGUGAGGAAAUAAGUCUUCAGUGUACAGUUACAAAUCCAGAGGCUUUGUUGGAUGUCACCAAUGGAAGUCUUGUUAUGACAAAGGAUGGAUCUGCAUUACCAGAUGUUGAUAUUUCAUAUUUUUCAACAACAUGGAAGAAGUAUGCAGGAAUGGAAGUUGAUUCUGGAAGAUAUACAUGCACACACUCUGGUUACCAUGUUCCUGUGAAUGUUUCUGUGUAUGUAACUGUCAUUCAACCUGAACAAAAGAGAUGUGAAAGUGAAUGGUCAGAAGGUGUACUCUGGAAUGCUACACUUGCUGGAACAACUAAACAGGAACCUUGUCCAUCAAAACAGAAAGGAACUGCAACGAGAUAUUGUAAACCACUUGGAAUUUGGGCAUCGCCUAGCCUUAUCAAUUGCACAACGGAAGCUUUAACGAACGCAUCAUUACAAUUGGAUAGUUUAAUGGAAGAUGGUAUUCAAAAUACCGACAAGGUGCAAGAGACAGUCAACAACACCUUACAGAUGAUGAAAAACCUUACAUCGUCAACCAAUGAACUCAGUGCUGGGGAUCUGAGCUCCUCUAUGGACAUCUUAGAGAAAAUUGUUGACGUUUCCAACACAACAGGGUCUACUAUCGAGAAAGAGGUGUUUUAUGCUGUUAUUGACAACGUUUUAUCAGUUAAUAAUUCCAAAUCGUGGACAACAGUCAGUGAAAAGACCCAAAAAGACGCAAGCUCUAUCCUGAAGAAUAUGGAACGGCUUAGUGAAGUUGUAUUUCGAAGCGAGAAUAUUACGGCAACACAGUUCAGGGGCUCGAAUUUUGAGCUUACGAUUAACCAAACAAAAAUAGAUGAAUCUGGACUACGUUUCCCUGAUUUAUCAACAAAUAACCUUUCUGGAAGUUCCGAACAAACUCCGACUUACUUCGUAUUGCCAAACCAAGACUCGAAAACAGAAAAAGCAAUCAACUAUGUAGCGGUUAUAUAUAAAACAAUGUCAAAUAUUUUGCCAUCUGACUCUGAUAGCAGGGGUCAAAUCAGAAGGGACCUGGAUCAGACAACUACGAAGGAAGAAUUUGUCAAUUCUCCAAUAUUGUCCCUUACAACACAAAAUGAUCUAGGGGUUUUGAUUCCACCUCUAAAUCUUACGUUUGGACACGUCAAUAUUAACGAAUCUAGUAAUAUGCAAGCGGUAUGUGUUUCUUGGGAUUUUACCAAAAACAAAUGGACAGAAAGAGGAUGUAAAAUGAACCAAAGUGACAAUAAAAGAACAGUUUGCCAGUGCAACCAUCUAACUAACUUUGCCAUUUUGAUGAGACCAUAUUCUCCUGCGACAGAAGACAAACAAUCGUUGAAAACGAUGUCCCUGGUUGGAGUGAUUCUCUCCAUAUUCUUUACAGCUCUUACUUGUGUUAUCUACAUCAUGACGUGGAGAUAUAUCAAAAGUGACCAAAACAUUCUCCUGUUAAAUCUCUGUGGAACGUUGAUUGUAUCCUACAUGAUUUUUAUAUCCGCUGUGGAACAGACAGGAAAUGAGGGUGCCUGCAUUGCAAUUACAGCAAUAAUUCACUAUCUUUUCCUGGUCACCUUCUUCUGUAUGCUAGGAAUGGGAGUCUAUUACUUCAUGAGUAUUACAGUCACGUACUACGCCAUGUACGUGGCAAACAACUUCAAGUCUAUAUCAAGGGUUCACUGGUUUCUCUUAACUAUAUAUGGUCUUCCUGUCAUUAUUACAACAACAACUCUUGGAGCGUUCUGGGGAAAAGAUUAUCACCUUAAAUAUUAUUGCUGGCUGUCGCCAAAAAGCGGUUCCCUCUACUUGUUUAUCAUUCCCGUUUGUUUAAUUAGCAUGUUUAACUUACUGAUAAUUGUUUCACUGGUGAGAGUACUGUGUGCAUCGAGCGCAAUGAUGAAAUCCUCACUUCAGAAAAAAGCAACGUCCGGUUUACGAUCCCUUGGAACACUUUUACCAGUGCUAGGUGUAACCUGGCUAUUCGGUAUUCUGGCUGUUAACGAAAAGGCUGAUGUGUUUCAGUAUAUUUUUGUCAUUGCAAAUUCAUUGCAGGGGUUUUUCAUAUUUGUUUCGCACGUGCUGUUGAAUAAAAAGGUGAUGCAGGGUUUAAAGAACAGAUAUCCAGUCUUAACUACCCUUAUUAGUAUCACUGAACACAGCAAAACCGAAACCACUUCUGUAUCGCACAGUCAGUCAUCAUCUAAAUCCAAUGCUUUGUUGUUCACAAUGAAAAAAAAGGGUAUAUUUGAAAGACUUCGAAAUAAAACCGUCAAAAAAUCGAACUCAGUUUUGACAGAAAAAACAACAUCCACUGAUUGUUGUUCAAGUGUUUCUCACGAAAAAAGCUUAGUGAUGUCUGAAUAUGAAUCUACAAACAACACGUUAAAACUGAUAUCAGAGGAAGAGAACACGAGAGGACGAUUUUGGUUUUCAUUUAGUCUGAACCCGUGGAAGAAAAAAUACACAGUGACAGAGAUGUGAAAAGUUAAAAAAAAAUCAAACGCAGAAUGAAAUGCUUUUUUGAGUGGUUAGGUGCAUGUAUAUGACCAUUAUAAACAAACGUAAUUUCAUUACUGCGUUUUGAAGAUAAAAGAUAAAUACGAAUGCUCUUUCUAUAUGAUCUUAGACAAAGUUAGAAAGACAUAUAUUUAUCGCCCUUAUAGUUUAUAAGUUUGUUUUCUUGAUCCAAAUGAUUGUUUAAUGUUAUGAGUUGAAAGACGGAUUUCUUCUAAAAUGUGUAAAAAUUGUUUCAUUAGAUAUACAUUAACCUCUUAAUUGUGCAUUUGAAUCUAUUUAUCUUUUAACAUUUUAGUUCUAUGUCAAUAUUUUUAUGGGGUAUUAAGAUGAUAAAAAUAGGGCAUUUAGCUAAAGUUAAAAACUAUUUUUAGUUCAAAGUCUAGUAAAGGAACUUACACAUUAAAGAAAUCUAAAAAGGAACAACUUUAUCGUUGAUGCUUCAUAACAAUUGCUAGAAAAUAUACCUUAAUUACGGGGGUUUUUUUUUGUGUCACAUAAUUUGCAAAAGGCCACAUCAAUAUACUUACUUGUUCUUCGGACCCCGCGAAAUAAUUUUAUUUUUAAUUAUUUUCUGCAUUCGGGAAAUUAUGCGCUGUUUUCUGUUCUAUUUCCGCUCUAUUUUUUUUUUUGGUAUUUUAAUUAAAUUUAAUACAUAAAUCAGAAACAGGUAGAACAAUAUCGUCCACACAAAUUUAUUUAUGUAACGCUAAAAAAUUGCAUACAAAUAAAAAUAAUUUUAUCAUUAAAUCGCUAGGCAAUGCUAUCGUUACCAGUUCUUUCGAUCAUCACAAAUAUUACUGGAUAUAAUGUACGCCUUACCUUAGCUGUCAGAAGAACACAAUUAAAGAAAAUCACUAUCAAAUAUGAGUUAUCUUCCAAAGCAAAAAGAAAGAUACAUAUUCAGAAUGCGCACGGACUCUAUAGAAACGAAAAUGUUAACCUCUUUUUUGAAUGACAUAAAAUAUUCGGAGUACAUUUAAAAUACUUUUAUCAAAAUAUUUGUCCAAUUUUCAUUUAGCCGUACAGUAUGUGAUAAAAAGAUGCAUAAUCAAUUAUAGCGUCCAAAUAGAACUAGCGACGAAACACCACUCAAAAAGUAUUUACCAGCUUAGGACCAUGAGUGAAUUAUAGUUCUUUGUUAUAUCAGAAAUAAAUUAGUUAAUGCUACGUCUCAAAGAAAAUAUGAAAAGCGUUACAAAACAACUCAAUACGUACUCGAAAAGUCACUGAAUUAACCAUAAUUUGCAUACUUGUGUUACAUUAGUUUAUUGCAAACAAUUUUAAAUGAUGUAAGAAUGUUCUACUAGUAUUAAGUUGAAACGUUUAAUAGCCUUUGGAAAUGACCUUUUAUAAUUCUAGUCUACAUCGUCAGUUGUUUCCCUUCCUUACUUACAUACACAUAUGUUUUUGUAUCAAUGAUUUUAUUCUAAUAUCACCUUAUUUAUAUGUAAUUAAUAUGGUGUAUUUUAUUGCUUUGGGUUAUAUCUUUUUGCUAAGACUAAAUGUAUUGUAUAUAUUUUGAAAAAUGCUUUUUAUCUGUGAAUAUAGGGGAUCAUUAUAUAGAUAAGUCGCCUUUAUUUUGUGAGAAUACUUUUAGUCUGAUCCCCUAUCAUUUUUUGAUAUUCAAUUUUCAUUAGUUUUGUCA